UCAAAAGAAUCAUCACCUACGCUGUUUAUUUCUCUGUGAUUACGUGUUUUAUUACCCAGGACUAGUGGCGUUUGACAAGUAAAAUUAUUCGUGAAUACGUGUCCUCGACCAUUAGUUUUCCAAGAUGACUUACAUUUCUGGAGACGGAAGUAUUCGUGAAAUUCAGCCAUGGAGUAUAACUCGCAUUUUUGGAUUCUUCACUGGAAUAUUCUGGGCCAUUGCCAUGUUUUUCAAUACAUUAAUCAGCCCCAACACGACUAAAUAUGGCACAGGAUACACCAGGAACUACAGGCCAGGUUCCGGAGGAUCUGGUCCACCACCUCCUCCCUCCAAGAAAUUUGGAGGCAUCAAUACCAAGGGUACUAUGAACAUGCCUGGUGGAUGCAGUAGUUGUAGAGGAGGCUGAAGUAAGAUAUCUCUUGCACCAGUUAAAUUUUUCGGUGAAUCACUGGCCAUUUAUUUACCUAAAUGUAAGAACCACAAGAGAUAUCAUUUCCACCUGACCAGAUGGAGAAAACUUUCCAAUUCGCAUUUCUUAGAAAUAAAUAUAUAAUUUGAUAGAAAGAGAUAAAACUGGUGGUAAACUUUGAAAAUUUUUUGUAUUUAUGAUUAGAAUAUUGAUGUAACUAUUUUACAAAUGUUCGAGACACAAAUUAUUGGUAAAGUAUGAAGAAUAUAUUUUGAUUGCCAAAGGAAAAA
Diachasmimorpha longicaudata is the source of this 699-nucleotide messenger RNA. RefSeq names its product selenoprotein K-like. The transcript has 4 exons. NCBI's taxonomy places the organism in Eukaryota, Metazoa, Arthropoda, Insecta, Hymenoptera, Braconidae. The coding region runs from base 125 to 406 and encodes 93 amino acids. Gene Ontology annotation, cellular component: endoplasmic reticulum membrane; Golgi apparatus. The record is from RefSeq and is a predicted model, not a curated record. Gene Ontology annotation, biological process: endoplasmic reticulum calcium ion homeostasis; calcium ion transport.